Messenger RNA from Dama dama (fallow deer), 1383 nucleotides. RefSeq names its product epoxide hydrolase 4 (gene EPHX4). Bases 69 to 1157 code for a protein of 362 amino acids. The record is from RefSeq and is a predicted model, not a curated record. Gene Ontology annotation, molecular function: hydrolase activity. The transcript is spliced from 7 exons. Lineage: Eukaryota; Metazoa; Chordata; Mammalia; Artiodactyla; Cervidae.
CGCGCCGCUGCUUCCCGCGCCUCGGAAGCGUUGCGUUGCGUUGCGGGCCGCGCCGCUGCCGCCGCCGGAUGGCGAAGCUGCGGGAUUGCCUGCCCCGCCUGGUGGUCACGAUCCGGUCCCUGCUUUUCUGGUGCCUGAUCUACUUCUACUGCGGGCUCUGCGCCUCCAUCUACCUGCUCAAACUUUUGUGGAGCAUCGGCAAGGGACCCACGCAGACCUUCCGGCGGGUCGCCCGGGAACACCCGCCCGCGUGCUUGAACGACCCCUCUCUGGGUACCCACUGCUACGUGAGGAUCAAGGAUUCGGGGUUAAGAUUUCAUUAUGUUGCUGCUGGAGAAAGAGGCAAACCACUUAUGCUGCUGCUUCAUGGAUUUCCAGAAUUCUGGUAUUCUUGGCGUCACCAACUAAGGGAAUUUAAAAGUGAAUAUAGAGUUGUAGCACUGGAUUUGAGAGGCUAUGGAGAAACAGAUGCUCCUGUUCAUCGAGAGAAUUAUAAAUUGGACUGUCUAAUUACAGAUGUAAAGGAUAUUUUAGACUCUUUAGGGUAUAGCAAAUGUGUUCUUAUUGGCCAUGACUGGGGAGGCAUGAUUGCUUGGUUAAUUGCCAUCUGUUAUCCAGAAAUGGUGAUGAAGCUUAUUGUUAUUAACUUCCCUCAUCCAAAUGUAUUUACAGAAUAUAUUUUACGACACCCGGCCCAGCUGUUCAAAUCCAGCUAUUAUUACUUCUUCCAGAUACCAUGGUUCCCAGAAUUUAUGUUCUCCAUAAAUGAUUUCAAAGCUUUGAAACAUCUGUUUACUAGUCAUAGCACUGGCAUUGGAAGAAAAGGAUGUCGACUAACAACAGAAGAUCUUGAAGCUUAUAUUUAUGUUUUUUCUCAGCCUGGAGCAUUAAGCGGUCCAAUUAACCAUUACCGAAAUAUCUUCAGCUGCCUGCCUCUCAAACAUCACAUGGUGAUCACUCCAACACUACUACUGUGGGGAGAGAAAGACGCAUUUAUGGACGUUGAGAUGGCUGAAGUCACAAAGAUUUAUGUUAAAAACUAUUUCAGGCUGACUAUUUUGUCAGAAACCAGUCAUUGGCUCCAACAAGAACAACCUGACAUAGUGAACAAAUUGAUAUGGACAUUUCUAAAAGAAGAAACACGAAGAAAAGAUUGACUUUUUCUAUGAGGAAUCUAUAAUGGAAUCUCCAAAUAAUUUUUAAAAAUUGUUCAUCAACUUCUUUAAGCUUCAUUAGGAAAAAAUUGUUUUAAUAUGCUUUAUGAUAAAUAAGUAUCCUGACAAAUGAUAUUGAAAAAAAUCUGAGAAUGUGUGAACUUGUAGUAUAAUGUUGAUUUUCUUCUGUUGUAUUUUGCACAGAAAAGCAUUUGCCUUAAAAUGUAUA